This is a messenger RNA of Dinoponera quadriceps, 2238 nucleotides long. Its product is annotated as protein KBP homolog. The coding region runs from base 134 to 1663 and encodes 509 amino acids. NCBI's taxonomy places the organism in Eukaryota, Metazoa, Arthropoda, Insecta, Hymenoptera, Formicidae. Gene Ontology annotation, molecular function: protein binding. The transcript has a single exon. The record is from RefSeq and is a predicted model, not a curated record.
UCAACAUACUUCUCGAAGAACAUGUCCCUGAAAGCUACAGACGAACCGAAAUGCGAGUCAGGUAAUAAAGUAAUGUCUGAAAAAUCACACAAUACUUACGGAAUAAUCUUUUAAUAUUUGUUUAACAUUAUUCAUGAAAGGGGAGUUGGUCGAGAGUUCCAAGAGUUUUGGAAAUACGAUGAUAAAUCCCAGCGAGGAAUUUCUGGAAAUUUUCACAUCGUCAUACGUGUUCAGUAGAACGCCGAGUGAACUCAACAAAAAACAAAUUAGAACAAUGGAGACGAAGAUAAGUAAAUUGUUUCAUAAAGCAAUCAACUUGGGAACUACCAAGUUCGAUGAUAUUGUAACUCUUGCACACACUUAUCUGAAUAUAAGUCGUGUAUACGUUUCGUCAGAUGGGAAGGAAAAACUAUAUAUUGCCAGAGACAGUGUUCUAAAUUGUUUGAGCCUGUUAAAAGAUAAAGAGCUCGAUCGCAAAUCUAUUCUGCUAGCUUUAAACGCAUACAGCUUAUUAGGCUCUAUUUAUAAUAAACAAAAGAAGAUAGAGAAAGCUAUAUUAAUACAUGAUAAAGCUGUGGAAUUAUGUUUGACAUUUAUACGAGAAAAUUACAGUAAUCCUGCUGAUCUUAAAGACUUUGUUAAUAUGUCACCUACAAAGUUACCUCAUGAGCUGCAAAAUACAUAUAUAUUUAUUUUGCAGUCGUUGAUAGAUUUACAUGCGUGUAUGGGGCCAAAAAAUAAUCACUAUCUAAUAACAUGCAGUCACAUGCUUUUGGUUGCUGAAUUUGACACACUAUCGGAAUCUGAGAAAGCUCUUAGCUGGAUUCGAACGGCAAUAACGUUAUGCAAUUAUUUUCUAAUGUACAACCGUUUCCGCGAGGCUAGAAAUCAUCUUAGUGCUGCAGUUUUUGUAAAGAAAGUUUUUAUCGAUAAAGCGUGCAAAAAUGUCAUAAGACUUUCCUCCGAAGCGUACGAUUUGAAUGAACAGAACAGCAUCGCAUUUACAUUAAUUGCUACGUUUAGGGCGAAGUACGGAAUCACGCUUUUGCGCAGAUCGGCUGAACGAUUGCUACGGUUAGAAAAAGACGAAGACUCUGCGACUGACAGUGUAAAAUCAGAAUUUGCGAGAAAUUCUAAGAAACAGGUGUCGCAGAAAUUAUUAUUAUUCCCCAAAGUAGAAGAGGAACAGUCAGAUUCAAAUAUGUACCUACCGAUCACGGCUGAAUACAUCUCAAGUUAUUCUGAUGCCAAAGAAAUAUUUGCAAUGGUUCUGAAAUUGCUCCAUGAUAGACGUUUGUAUUUUAGUGCCGACAAAGAUAUGAAAACGUAUAUGACAGUUAUACACGACAUCUGUAACGCGUACAAAUAUAUGGCAUUUUAUGAACAGGAUGCGUACGGCCGAAUCACAUUACAAAAUCGGCGAAUAGAAAUUUUAUCGAAUGCUGUAAGAAACGUACGCAGGACUGAUCGUAACAUGUUGAAACAUCUACGGCUUCAACUGGCAAUUGUUUAUUCAACUCUGGUAGAUAUAAAUAUUGAAAAUAUCCCAUUUAAAGCUGCCCCAUUAUAUAUGCGACGAAGAUAUGAUACAAUUAAUGCCAAUAUUGACGAACUAUUAGCGAAAGGCUUGAUGAAUUUACAAAAGUACAUGCAAUGUGAAUAGUCCUGAUAGAUAAGUGCGAGUUUGAUAGCAAGUUCCUCAUUAACAAAAAUAUGCUUAAUUUAUAUUCUCCGCAGUAAAAAAUAAGAGAGAAACGAGAUCAUCAAUGUUUAUAAGAGUACAUUCGAAAGAAACUUGUGCGAGGAAAUUGAAUAUAUUAUACUAUGCUUAUAUUUGUGUGUAUAUUGAAUAUUGAAUAGAUUAAUAUUGCGUAACGAAUUUAUUGUUUUUGUAAGAAAAUAUAGUUGGUAAUUAUUUAGAUGAUACGAAAUGUCCUAAAAUCACCUUGGAUAUGCUUAGGAAGCCCUUUAGGAAGUGCUUAGCAGUAUUCUGCAGAAACUUCAAACAUCUUCCAGAUGACUUUGGUAUUUAUCUUUUGCUACUUAGGUAUUUGUUUCAUCCCGAAGACAAGAAAAUGCUUAAACAGAGUGGCUAUAACUGAGUAGAAUGGCCCUGUGUGUGAAAAGUGCGUUUUACACGAAUAAAACAGUAUGAUAUGUAAUGUAAAAUUCAAAGAUUUAAUUUAUGUGUUUCUCUAACAAAUUGAUUAAAAUACGUGUCAUCAAAUAUUUUUUACA